Messenger RNA from Mugil cephalus (flathead mullet), 3769 nucleotides. RefSeq lists its product as uncharacterized. The transcript is spliced from 5 exons. The record is from RefSeq and is a predicted model, not a curated record. Lineage: Eukaryota; Metazoa; Chordata; Actinopteri; Mugiliformes; Mugilidae. Bases 1493 to 2008 code for a protein of 171 amino acids.
CCGCUCCUCACUAUUUUUGUCGUUUUGCUUGUUCAUCUCUGCUGGCGUGAUGACAGAGGGCAGAAGUUUGUUUUUGUGGCCAUGCAGUGUGGUCAGUCACAUGUGAGGACUUGGAUCAUACCAUUAUGGGAAAGCAGAGAGGAGGGAGGGCAAUGUGGCUGACUUGAGUUACAAAUUACACAAUACCAACAUUUCUGCCAAAGUUUAAGCCAUCGUUGUUGAAAGUGAAGCAGGAAGUAGAAACAUAAAUUAACCCAAUUGGCAAAUAAGACUUGGUGGUUUGGUGUCGUUACAGAGCGAGUCAGACUCAUGACAUUUAUACCGCUUGUUUACUAAGUUCGGUUCCGUUUUUGCUUGUGUGGAUUUUAUUUCAGUGUUUUGUUAAUUUGGUUGCACAAUUUUAGUUUUAUUGAAAUGUUAAACACAAUUAAGAAUGCCUUUGUGACAGAAUAACUGCAUAAAAUAAGACAUUAAUUGGGCUUCUCAUGAAACCAUCGAAUGAAAAAGGGUAGUUGUUGCUGUGGAGAUGGGCGAAUGAUGAUGCCUUGUGAAGCCUCUGGGGCUUCUUCCUGGUUGUACUGAACAAAGAUUUGAAGCUUCGAAGCCUUGAAGACAGACACUAAUAUUGGCCCAGCUGCAAAUGUAGCAGCCACGAACUUCCAGAUGAUUCACACUUCAGCCAAGUCACUGUGUUGUUUUUAUGUCUAUUACUUGAAAUAUGGUUUAGAUGUGAAAUAUUUUUGCCGUGAAGUGAGACGAUAAGUAUUUCAACAUCAGUGUUUUGGAAAUAUGACUGUAGGUUUCAUCGGAAAUGAUAAUAAGGACAUCUCUGGAGUUUGAUAAUAUACCUUUUCCUGAUUGUCAUUUAAGAGAACAUGGUUUUAAAGUAACACACGGCGUGAAAAGAUUCAAAUUAAACACAGUAGAGGUACUUUUUCUGCUUGCUUAUGGCAGUGUGGGAAUAAAAUGUGCAUGAGAAAAUUGCACUGGUGGGAUGUGUUUGUGGUUGUGCAACACUUUGUGUGACGUAUGAAGAUUCAGACGUCAUCGACCAUGUGACCAAAGAGAUAUGACGCAAGCCUUGACGACGUUUCGAACCAGUGUGCUUCAGUAACGUGAAACUUUCAGCUUUCAGAGCCUCGGUGUCUCUAAGAGCCUGUUCGAGAGCCGAUUCUUAUUUGGGAGCCGCGACAAAAGAGCCGACUCUCAGAAAAAGGAGGCGAACUUCCCAUCGCUACCGCCCACUGUGAAACCCACGAAGGCGGCUCUGCACACAGUGAUGAGCUAAGUCAGUGAGGGCUGGCUAAAAACUCUGUGGGACUACUUUAGUUGUUUCCUCAGCCUUAAGCCGGAAUAACCAGCUAAUGACACUGUUUAAAACGCCAGGAAGGUCCGCGCGUAAAGCAGCUUAAAACCACGCAAAGGAAAAGUCGUGGUUUAGUCCUGGAAUCCGCCAUGAGACUCUCCUCUCAGUGACUGGCAUCUCAUUAAAAUGGAGCUGUACUGGUACAUAGUCGUCAUCAUAUUCAUCAUUGUGAAGAUAUUCUUCUAUGUUUGCUGGUACCGGUCAAGACAGAGGCAGCUAGCAGCAUACCUGAGCAACCCACGCAACGCUCAGAUAGUCAUCGUUGGAGGACGGGCCUACCUUCACCAGACGUGCGAGAGGCAGAGUCAAACGUCCAUCUGGCCUAGUUGGUAUGGUGUCCAGGAUGACCUGUCGAUAGAGGAGCCGUCCACAGUCCUGCCCCCGGCCCCGUCCUUCACCCAGCUGGAUAUGCCCCCACCGUACGAGGCCGUCUCUGGAGAGGACGACCUGAAGCCUCCUCCCUACAGCGAGUGCGCCCAGGGCGACGAGGCCGACGCCGCCCACCCCUCCCAUCGCACUCCCCUCAUCUCCGACGGAGCGGACUCCAUUAGCGUAACCGAAGCCCCGCCCCCGUACACGCUAUCGCCCUCUACACAAGUCGGGCAGCAAGACGUCCCCGCGGGCCAGUCCCAGUCCACUUAAGUCAGCCCCUGAUGCCAGUUUGCCUUUUCCAUGCACUGCCUUCCUACAUUCAACCUCAGUGAUCAGUGAUCGUUGCCAGCCUGACUCUCAUCACGUGGGAGCAAACGUUUAUUUGGAUGUUUGUGUGCGCGUAUGUUGAGUUUUUAGAAGUUGUUUUUCUACUUUGUAUUGUUUAAAAAAAAAAAAAAAAAAAAAAAAAAAAAGCAGUCAUCUGAUGAGUUUGCCGAUAACAGAUGACAUCAGGAAGCCUGUGUGCCUCAGUCAGGACCACAGAACCUGCCUCCCAGCGAGAAAGACCAUCUUAAUACCCUUGACCUCUCUGAGCUCCGAGGUAAUCCGUGAGCUGCAGAUAAACAAGAAAGACUUUAAGAUGUGCUCUGUUUUAUGAAGUUGUCCCCCCCCCCCCCCUGCUGCGUGCCCGGGGCCACUUCUUUUCACAAAACAGUCGAGUCAUUCUAAAAGCAUGAUCGGGUAGAGGGGAGGGAGGGAGGGAGGGAGGGAGGGGGGGGGCAAGAUGAUUCGAUGCAUGCCGGGGUUUUUGUUCCUGCUACUGUGAAGCAUAAUACGUGGGACAUUCCUUCAACUCUGUAACAACCUGCGAUAGGAAAUUCAUAGUGCUGACAAUCUAAUUACGUUCGCGGGGGCCUCGCUGUGUACAUGUGAAUAAUGAAUAGUUUCUAUUCCAACCUGUGUGCUCAUUGCUUCAUUAUUCCCGCACUUGACUGGCAUUCGAUAAUGAAUUCUCUCCGCCGAUCACCCCGUUAUUGGAACUGGAUGUGUUUUAAUAAAUGAUGGGUGAUUAUUUGGCCUGAAAGAUCUGAGGAGAAACUCUUCACGGGUUCUGUCUGUUGCUGCUUCCAUUAGCUCCAGAAGGCAAACAGCAUAAACAUAGUUAUUUCUUUAAAAAAAGUUGUGGGGAUUUGGACAGUUGUGAAUGUUAUGUCAUGAAUUGUCAUGAAGACGAGCUUGAGCGUUGGGUUGACAUAAUAAUAAAUAAUGUGUAAACUAUCUUGCAAGAAUAUUUGCAGGGCAAUCUGGUUACUGAGAAGAAAUUAAGAAUCGAUUUUUCCUUAACAGUUGUUGCGAAUGUGAGACUAACCAAAAAUCUUACAAAAAAAACAAACAAAACAGCCUUCGUCCGUCGCAAUCCAUGUUAAUCUGCCACAUGUAUGAUGUUGGUAGACUUCAGACAACUGUGUGUAUUUCAUUGUGUAUUGCUUCGUUUUUUUUUGUCACUGCAUUUCAGAUAAAUCGAAAAUAACACUGUAAAAGAUCCAAAUAAUCCAUUUUCCAUGUAAGCGAUGCCUUUUGUCUACGUACAGAGAAAAAAAAAAAAAAAUGAAUGCUGUAUAAUUGUAUACUGAGCUUUUUGGGGGUGCGGGAAGUGUAUAAAAUGCGUCUUUAUGGUGAAUCGGAAGUAAAAGCUCGAAAUCCUUUUUGUAUUGUGGUGACAAAUCGUCAAGUCGUCACUGAUGCCUUUACCAAAUUGUUCCUGUGCUUUUCCGAUCUGACGGAUGCGACAGAGAAGCUCCGGAGAACUCAGCAUGACCCUGAUGGCGACUGACUACUUAAACCUUAGUGUCACGGGCUCCUUCUGUAACCUGCGUCCUGUUACGUGUUCAUUCCCACAGUGGUCGACAUAUCAGAUCUCCACUUAGUAGCGUUGUGAGUCGAGGCUAAUUUUUAUUUUAUUAUUUGAUUUGGGGGGGAGAGAGAAAAAAUAAAUACAUCUUCUGUAUUAAACUGUUGUUAUAUAAAAUA